UGGUCCGUAGCCGCGCUGGUGCAGCAGGAGGAGGAAGCGCCGUUUCCGGUAAUGAGCGACUGACUGCUGACACCGCCAAAGCCCGACGACAAACCCGCUGCUUUUGGCUUCUAUCGGGGUGAAAUUGUCCGCUCUUAUCCGGGCGGGACGUCAGACGGCUUCCAGCCAAGCGUUCGGCUGGAGAGAGGCGUGAAGCUGAAGUGAAGGCGCGGGGUUUGAGCCACACUCCACCGGCAUGGCCCGCGACUACGAUCACCUCUUCAAACUGCUGAUCAUCGGUGACAGCGGUGUUGGAAAGAGCAGUCUUCUCCUGCGUUUUGCAGACAACACUUUUUCAGGUAGUUACAUCACCACUAUUGGAGUCGACUUCAAGAUCCGGACGGUGGAAAUCAACGGAGAGAAGGUGAAACUGCAGAUAUGGGACACAGCCGGACAAGAGCGUUUCAGAACCAUCACGUCUACGUAUUACAGAGGAACCCAUGGGGUCAUAGUAGUAUAUGACGUCACCAGUGCCGAGUCCUUUGUCAAUGUCAAACGAUGGCUGCAUGAAAUAAACCAGAACUGCGAUGACGUCUGUCGAAUAUUGGUGGGCAAUAAAAACGACGAUCCAAACUCUAAGGUUGUGGAGACGAAUGACGCACAGAAGUUCGCAGAGCAGAUGGGAAUCAGUCUGUUUGAGACGAGUGCAAAAGAGAACGUCAAUGUGGAGGAGAUGUUUAACUGCAUCACAGAGCUGGUGCUCCGGGCAAAGAAAGAGUCUGUGGCCAAACAGCAGCAGCAGCAGCAGAACGAUGUGAUUAAACUUGGCAAGAAUAGCAAACGAAAGAAAAAAUGCUGCUAGUGCACGAACAGACGUUCCUCUGCACGGCGGUCGGCACAUGCAGACGGACUGUGAUCGUCUCAAUUACGAUUUCACACAAACACAGUGCGGACAGAAUGCAGUCCUUUCUGGACCGAGACAAACCACAAAGACUUUUUAAAAGAAAAUGUACAGAUUUUAUCGGAGUCGAGGAGUUUCAUGUGGAAUUCGUGAUAUUUAAUAAAAGAUCCUCCUUCUUUAUUGAAGGACCAGCAAGCUGACAUGAUCGCCAAACCGUGCAGGUUUCUGUAUGCUUUCAGAAUUACUCUCUAUUAUCCACCAUCUCAGGAGUGAUUUUUAUUUUCUUCUUCAUUUUGUUUCUUUCUCUCAUUUUUUUGUGGAAUGCCAGUGUUUUUUGUUUUUCUCCAAGAACAAUUUGAGCCUUUUUUCCCCUUUUUGCAUUUUUUCUUUUUAAUGAAAUCAUGCAAUUACAGACAUUCGCUCAUCAUGGACUCCGUGCAAGACAGAUGCCAACAACUUUUUGUCAAUUUUAGCUCAUUUUUAGUCUGUGAUCUGUCAAAUAGCAGUCUUUUGAUUCUCUCGUUUGAUCUUUUUUCCUCAAAGCUGUUCCUUCCUUUCACUGGGUGAAUCUCAUAAAAAAGAGCAUAUCCAUGUUUUAAAUGUGAAAUUAAUAUUUUGCAUAAAGAAAAUUAAAUCUGUUUAAGACCAAGACAAUUAAGCACAACCCAAAUUCUCAUUUUACAACGCAAGAAAAGUGGUUUAUUAUUUGUAAAGGAUCAUGAUACUAUUUGUUGUACUGCCUUUAAUUAACGCUCACUUAAAAAAAAAACUGUUGCAUCACAGUCAUUUUGUACUGUAGCGCAUUAAAACAUCUGGAUGUGUUACAGUAAUGAGCAUUAGGUAGAGGAUUGAGUGAAUCAUUAUCAUGAAAAUGUCCAUUUAAAUCCUUAAAUUCUUGGCUUUGAAAUAUGCUUCAUGCAAAAUAUAGUUUCUUUUUGUCCUUUAGAUUUAGGGCUGCACACGUUUUCACGAGAUUCACAGCAUUCGUUAUCUGGAUGAAUGUCUUCAGGCCAAGGACAGCAUUCGCAGACGUCUUUUGCCGCUUCAGGCUUGUGUUUUUCUGCUUUUGUGCUUCCCGUAAAGAUGAAAACGAUGCGGAUGGAAGAUACUGCCAUAAUCUCAGAUGGUAUCCUGACAGAAUUGCCCUCUCGUUCAGUGUUGCCAUAGAGUUUAGUAUUGAUACGAACGCUGGAGUCGCACCUUUGGGUUUAUGGAUGCACCUGAUUGAAGCCGAUAUCAAGAUUUGGUCUCCUGCAUCUCAUCGAAGAGUGAUGUUAUUGUGUCAUACGAGGUUGUAACACAUUGUUAUGAGUCCUGUAUGAAGCACAAGAACCUCAACUCAUCUGGACCCAGAAGACACUGAUCCAAAAAGAAAAAAAAUUACUAUGUUUAUGCACAGCUGCAAAGGGUAUAUUGCUAAUAUGAAAUGUAAUAUGUUUUUAUAUGUGGACGGGAGAUGUUAUGUUAACGUGUUCAAGCCAAAGGGGAGAAUCUUGUUCGUGUUCAUCCCUAAACGGACAAAUUUCUUGAAUUUUCUUGACACUUUUACUGAAUAGAGUCUUUAUGGCAGAUCCUUUGACAGAUGUGAUCUUCCUUUGGCGUUCUCUAUGGGAGUGAAUCUCACGAAAACGUGACCAUGUCACAAUUCAACCCUAAAGAAAAUAUUUUACGUAAAGAAAAAGAAGCCCAUUAAUUUUUGUUAUAUUGUCUUUUUUGCAGAUAAUUAAAAAUGCUGCAAUACGGUGAUUAAAAAGGUAAAUUUAGAUCUGCAUUAAUGUCAUUACAACUAAUAGUAUAAUAAUAUACAAAUGCUUUACAAUUGAAAUAUGCAAACAAAGAACCUAAAAUGGGCUUCAUUGGUUUCAUUUCUUCUUUUGAGUUUGUUCUUGAGCGUUUUUGUGAGAUUCCCCAAUAGGAAUAAUUUCAUUAUUAGUAUUAAUUCAGUAAGCCAAAACACACCAGAAGCCCUGGCUGUGCAGUGAGCCAAAUUCAACACGGUCAUGUGACUUCUGUUCAUCGUGUAUGUGCGUAUACUUGCACGUAUGACAUAUUAGCACAUGUUCAUGCAAAAUGUGCUGGUUGAAACACUUUUUUCAGCUGUGGUUAUAUUAUACACUGGAGAAAUGUAUUAUGGACCUCCCCUUUAUGAAUUAAAUCAUUAAUAAAUAUUUUAAAGAAUUAAUAUUUGACACAA
Messenger RNA from Ctenopharyngodon idella (grass carp), 3074 nucleotides. It is a transcript of the gene rab35b, whose product is annotated as RAB35, member RAS oncogene family b. The transcript has 6 exons. Gene Ontology annotation, cellular component: plasma membrane; endosome membrane. Lineage: Eukaryota; Metazoa; Chordata; Actinopteri; Cypriniformes; Xenocyprididae. Gene Ontology annotation, biological process: endocytic recycling. The coding region runs from base 236 to 841 and encodes 201 amino acids. The record is from RefSeq and is a predicted model, not a curated record. Gene Ontology annotation, molecular function: GTP binding; GTPase activity.